Molecule: messenger RNA, 1535 nt
Organism: Mollisia scopiformis
Lineage: Eukaryota; Fungi; Ascomycota; Leotiomycetes; Helotiales; Mollisiaceae
Exons: 6
Coding region: 268-1038 (256 amino acids)
Biological process (GO): mycotoxin biosynthetic process
Source: RefSeq, a predicted model, not a curated record
CUUCUUUUCAGCGUGGAUCAUCGAUUUAGCCCACUAAUCAUCCGUUUCAAGAAAAAGCGGAACAUCGUGCAACAGCAAAUGCGUUAGAACGCUCGCUAAAGAUCAGACGACGUCCCAUCUCAAACGGACUAGGUUUCGAGAGAAAUCCCCAAUAACAAGAUGAACCGACCUUUCUUCCAGCUAUCAAAUCUUCUUGUCUUCAACAAUCAUUUCUUGGCUGUACUGUACGGGUAGCUGCCAAGGUCUGUACUGUAUAUAUAUACAAUCAUGCAACCCAUCGAACAAAAUCCCGAUGAAGAGGAGAUGCUAUCCAGCACCCUUAACCACGACGAGGAGUUCCUGAUCGGAGGCGCCGAAAAACAAUGGCCGCCGACUUCAGGACUCGACGAGCCUAGUCGGCGACAGCAGAAGAAGAGGAAUAGCUUCCUCUCCGCGAUCGAGCGGUAUCGGUGGCCUAUCGAUGCACUGUUACUAUUUAUCAUCGUCGGACUAUCACUUCUCCUUCGCGGUCGAUCGACAGAAACCUCACGGCAGGUUGGCGGGGAUUUUACGGGAGAGGGGCCGCAAUUCACGAUGAAGAAUAUGAAGUUCGAGUCAGACACAUCGUUUGCGCCGAGGAAUAUGUCGCAUUUUUUCACGGAUGAGACGCUUACUACGUGGAAUGGGAUGAUGCCUGUUGGAACAGGACGUCCGUUAAACACCGAAGAUUUCUCUGCGACUUCUAUGACGCAUCAACUGCACUGUCUUUACAUGAUGGCGCGCAUCUACUCAGGCAUCAAAUCCAGCAUGCCCUCGACGAUGAUGCCGGACGAUCCAGACACCCAUUUUCUGCAUUGUGUUGAUUACCUGCGGCAAGGUAUCAUGUGUUCUGCGGAUCUGGCGCUCGAGGUUCACGAUUCGAUGGAUCCGGAUGAUUUGGGGCCGUUGGAUGGUGGGUGGAGUGGUGUUCAUGUAUGUAAGGAUUAUAGCCAGGUUAAGAGCUAUCUAGAAGGACAAAUUGCGGAGAAUGUUCGUGUAGUUUUACCGAUCGAUGAUUAAUGCAGAAAUGUCAAAGCCAGUUGCGAGUAAACCUCAGUUCGGACUUGGGAUGAUUGUACAAGGUGGAGUCUACUCCCACUCUGCGAGACAGUCCCUUACUGUGACAAUCUUGUUCUCGAGGCAGUGCAAAUCGUGUAUUGAUAGGAACUUCCUCAAGCUCAAGUCUGGCAUCGCCGAGGAUACUGAAGAGGCAGAGCACCCGAGUGGCUUCAAGAGGAUCGAGUAGCGAGACAACGCGCUCCGAUCGAAUUGACGUUGAAACUCUUUUGAGCAAACGAGGCUACGGAAUUAGGGAUGCAGAUUAUACCACUGCAAGCAAAAUUCACAGAAAAGCACUAGUUUCUGAGAAUACAAGAUACUUCACGCCCUACCCUCGCCGAAAUUCUGCGGCCCAGUUUUUAUUCAGCCAGAGGAAAAUCAAAUGCAACACCGUGACCAAAUUGAAAUUCAAUAGCUUUGCGCACAUGUCCUAGAGAUUAUGUUCGAACCAGUGAGGC